Molecule: messenger RNA, 555 nt
Organism: Cicer arietinum (chickpea)
Lineage: Eukaryota; Viridiplantae; Streptophyta; Magnoliopsida; Fabales; Fabaceae
Product: defensin-like protein 1
Biological process (GO): defense response
Source: RefSeq, a predicted model, not a curated record
UUAUCUCACACAUCCUGCACGCUUAAUUACUUACUACUACUAUUUAUUAACACAAUUCCCUCAAAGAUAACAUUCACAUUGGUUCACUCAUUUUAUUUUAUACAACGUUACAAUCAUGGAGAGGAAAUCACUUGCCCUGCUCAUCUUGCUCUUCAUUGCCUUUGCCUCACCAGAAAUGGUGAUGAAGACUGCAGAGGGAAGAGUGUGUGCGUCACAGAGCCACGCAUUCAAAGGGCCAUGUGUUGGUGACCAUAACUGUGCACUUGUUUGUAGGAACGAAGGUUUCUCUGGUGGCAAUUGCCAAGGCUUCCGUCGUCGUUGCUUUUGUACCAAGCUUUGUUGAAUCACAAUUCGAGGCUACAUCAAAUAAAUUCACUCUGUUUCUGUGUGAUGUACUACUAGCUUGCCUAAUUCAAUAUCCACCAAUUAUAUGUUCCAUUUUCUUGCUCUUUCACUUAUUGCUAGCAUAAUAAAGAUGAUAUGUUACUCGAUAUGCAUUUCUCUUCAAGGUAUCUUUCAAUCGGUUGAGAUGAAGCAUUUCGAUUAUGGUUUUCA